UUAUAAACUACACUACCGACUGUUUGCGCUCUCGACUACUGCUGACAUCUUUGCCGAGUUUUGUACAGAAUCAAACUAAAUUAUGUGUAAAUAUAUACACACAGCGAGUGUGUCAGUGAAUCAGCUGAUCGACUUGUUUUACUGUAUAGUAAUCAGCUGAUAAUAAUCAUUAUGGGAGACUUGACAAAUGAAAAUUCAAAUAUCCCUCCAUGUAAAUAUGAAUAUUUGGAUCAUACGGCUGACGUCCAACUUCACGCAUGGGGUGAAACGUUGCAGGAGGCAUUCGAGCAAUGUGGGAUGGCUAUGUUUGGUUACAUGACAGAUCUUGAAACAGUUGAGAUAAAUCAAUCAUAUGACAUUACAGCACAAGCUGACGAUUUACUGGGUUUGUUGUAUCAUUUCCUAGAUGAAUUAUUAUUCAUGUUUUCCGCAGAGCCUUUUCUUAUUGCCAAGAAAGUUAAAAUACUGGAAUUCGACGAAGAAAACUUUAAAAUAACUGCAAGGGCAUUUGGUGAAGAGUUUCAACUGGGAAAGCAUCCCCAGGGUACUGAAGUUAAAGCAAUAACAUAUUCAGCAAUGCAGAUUCAUACUCCUCCAAAAACAGAGCGACCUGAGGUCUUUGUAAUUAUUGAUAUUUAGUCAUAUAAAAAUAAUAAUAAAAAUAAUAAUAUAAUAAUAGAAACAAUAUCACAAUUACAUUGGUCGACAUCAGAAGUCUACAUUGCUCAAAUUUAAUUAUUGUAACUUCUAAAUGAUAUGCGGCAAGAGGCAUCAGGCAUAGUUUUUUUUACAGCUCAUCCUUUUUGUAUUUUAUAACCUGACUACUAAGGCUCGAGUUUUGUAAGGAGGGGUAUACUUUAAAUGUCCGAGGGGAAAGAAAAGAAUUUCAUGGCGAAUGGAGGGAAAAUAAUACGACGCCUUAUUUCUCAGAGCUGUUGGUUCCAAGAUCCCUUUUGUAGUUGUGUGGGGUUCGAAUAAAUACGUUACGAAAAGAACACCGGGCCCCUUUUCCCACUCUGUCUUACCAGACCCAAAUCAACCUCGUCGACAUAUAUGACAGAGCCCUUAUAUAUAAUCCCCAAUUAUUUCCUAAAUUUAUUAUUUACUUUUUUUUCAUCAAUAUAAACAACAACGUCAUCAACUCCUUAGAA
Messenger RNA from Cotesia glomerata, 1151 nucleotides. RefSeq names its product protein archease-like (gene Archease). The transcript is spliced from 4 exons. Gene Ontology annotation, biological process: tRNA splicing, via endonucleolytic cleavage and ligation. NCBI's taxonomy places the organism in Eukaryota, Metazoa, Arthropoda, Insecta, Hymenoptera, Braconidae. Bases 172 to 639 code for a protein of 155 amino acids. The record is from RefSeq and is a predicted model, not a curated record. Gene Ontology annotation, cellular component: tRNA-splicing ligase complex.